Ectocarpus sp. CCAP 1310/34 is the source of this 3409-nucleotide messenger RNA. NCBI's taxonomy places the organism in Eukaryota, Phaeophyceae, Ectocarpales, Ectocarpaceae. The record is from the annotation of a GenBank genome assembly.
CCCACCGGAACCGGUGCAGCCGUGGCAACACCACCCAAACCUCCCGCCGGUGCUCUCCGUCCUGCUGCCAACCACACAUCAACGUGCUCACAUGAGUACUGACCAUCUGUGGAUUUUUUGACGAGGCCAGCGUUGGUGUUGUCCAAGACACUUUCUUCGCGCGCGUGCUCGCUGCUCCCCUCAACGCUGAGGCGUGUGCCCUCUCGCACUUUUCUCUCCUGCCAAGCUGCCAUUGGGAUGCUUGGCUUCCGCGUGCUUGGCUUAGCGCUCCUCGCUUACACUGCCAUUUGGGUAGCAGCCUACCGAGGGCUGUGGUAUGAUAGCCAUGUGUUUGCCAGGAAGAGCUCAGCGUUUGAGUUUAACCAAGGCGACUUCUACGUGUCAGGUGGCAAGGCGAGGAUUCUGGUGUUCUUCGUGGCACCGAUUCUCCUAGCAGCAGUCUGCGGUGCAUGUUGGGAGGCUGCUCAAAUAGUGAACCAGUUCCGGAGGCUUCGACACACGGUGCCCUUGGACACCACUCGGGCAGGCAACAGUAGCAGCAGCAACGUCGUUGGAGGCACCGGAAAAGAAAUCGCUGGCAAGCAGCCAAAAUCGCGUCGGCUGUGGACAUUUCUGCAUUACAAUAUUCGUCCGCUGGGGGAGGGUUCUCCAUGGAUGACUGUCGGAGAGGUUCUUGCGCUCCUGGGAUACGUUAUUUUGAUUAUCACGAUGGUCUGGCAAGGGGUGAACUUCAAAGUGCAGGAGUACUCCGAGCAACAUAGCACGGGGACCGGCAACUCGCUGAUCAUACUAAAGAACAUCGCCAAGUACACGGGGUUUGCGGCGGCAAUCCAGUUCAGCAUUGUCCUCAUCCCGGUAUCCCGCGACAGCAAGAUCUGGUCGACGAUCGGAGUGCCUGUCGAGCGCGCUAUUCUCUAUCACACAACGCUCGGCCACUUGGCAUUCGUCAGCCUCUUCUUGCAUGGGAUCCUGUACAUGGCCUACUACGUACAGAAACAUGGCUGGGCGUACGCGGUGAAUUCCUCGUUUCAUUACAAGGGAAAAGGGGUCAACGUCCCUGCGGGUUUCAUCGCCGGCCUUUGUGCCCUUCCGAUGUGGGUCUUGUCGCUGCACUUCUUCAGGCGAGAGUACUACCGGCUCUUCAAGACGGGCCACUUUUUAUUCAUCGGCGUUUUCGGCGCCGGAAUGGUCCACUAUGACGGCUUCGUCCACUAUCUAUUGGCCGGCUUCGUGCUGUACCUUGUCCACGCGGUCUAUCGCCUGGGUAACUGGAACUGGUGGAGUGUGCUCAGGCAGUGCUUUUGCAAGAGUUCAGCUAGAGGUUGCGGCGGUUGCGCUCUCGUGCACCUUGAAGCAGGGGACGGGUACACGCGCCUGGUGUUGCGAAACCCUAGCAACCACAGUCCGGCCAAAGGAGGCGCAUUCGUGUACAUCAGUGUACCCGCACUCCUAGGCACGAUUGAGGCCCACCCCAUGUCUGUGGCUCUGCGAGGCGCCCCGCCCCAUCUCUGGAACGCCGCGUUCGACGACGGAGUCUUCACGCUAUACGUGAAGACUAUGGGCUCAUGGACGCUAGCCCUGCAAAAGCAGGAAAGUGACGACCUCACCGUUCAUGUGGACGGGCUGUAUGGCGGUGCACCGUCGCUGGCAUCCAUGAAACAAGCGGGAUUCCCAAGGGUGGUUUUGUUUGCAGGCGGCAGUGGCGUCACAUCCUUCACGACUCUAAUCCAGGACUGGUGUGAGGCCUACAGCGGCGGCGAGGAUGUGCCUGCGGUUCACCUGGUCUGGUCUUGUCGAAGCAUGUCGGAGAUUGAGCUCCUGGGCGAGGCUAUUCCCUCGUUCCUCGCCGCUGCUCCAGCCGGCGCAGAGUCUCUUUUCAACAUGUCCAUGUUUUGCAGCGGGAAGACUGGAGGAGACAGCCCGGAGACCGUAUCAUGGUCCAUCUUCAAGGCGUCUGAACACCUAGGACACGUGCACGCAAAUCCUACGUCGCAGGCAGUAAUUGACUCGCUCAAUAACGGUGUACGCACCCUGAUCGCAGGCGAGUGUCGCGGUGGUGCGUUGGCUGGAUGGUUUUGGGCUGAGAACUUGGCCCAGGGGGCUCUCUUGGAAGGUGUUGCAGUCCUAGUCUUGAUGACCAUUGUUCCUGCCAGCCUGCUGGUUGUGUACGGAUGGAUUUCAAGCCUCCUCAUUGGAGCGUUGAUAGCGAAGAAGCCGUUUCGCAAGCGGUAUUCCCAGCUGAGGGAGACGGCUGCGGACCGAGACGAACCAGAUGUAGCAGUUGGUGGCCAAGGCGAGAACAUCAAUCCUGGUGGGGGCGGUGGUCGUGGCGCACGCAAGACCUUUCCCGUCAGCGCCGGCCGCAUGCCAGUCCACGAGGUGCUGCUGUCGGAACAGGAAAAUGCCUCAAGAGAGGGGAUCGACAGGGUCAAGGUGCUUGUAAGCGGCCCGCGCGGCAUGGUGGACGCCGUCAUGAUGGAAGCGCGCAGAAUCAGCUGGAAGGUGUUCGAUGUGGAAACCGCCUCGCGCGAGUUGUAGGUGCUCAAAUUCAUUCCCGACAACGGAUAGUCCCGUCCUGUGAUGACCGUUGCGUGUCUAUGCUGGGCCGUGGCAGCCGUAUGCAUUCCAACAUGAUAUCCCGCUAAUCUUUGCAGAACUCUAGACUAGGUGCUUUGGCCAAGAAUUGUAAAUAGAUUGAUGGUGAUCCCAGUGGCUUUUGGUAUGCACUCUACUUCGCAGACCAGGUACAACACUCGAAACAAAAUGUUGCACGUUGCUGUAGGACAGGGCUUGUCACGAGAGUAGAAGUGUGUCUGUUGAUGACGUUUGACAGGUCGCCCGGAAGUAUGUGAUGAAGGAGCCUACAUGUGGCCUGGUGAGGUGUUAUCGCUGAAAGUGAACCAUGCGUAAAGCACAAGUACCUGCAGCCGAACCCGAACUUCUUGAAAGGAGGCUUGGGCGUCAAGUUCCUCGCCGAAGUCCUAGGAGGAAACGGGAAUCGCCAUACAUCUGCUCUUCAGCAGCCUAUGCUCAUUCAGUCAGCUGGAUGCGCGGCACAGCUCACGCGUCGCCGUGUUCUAAUAAUAUUCCCGACGGCAUGGUCCAGGGAUUGUUUUUCUUCGGAGGUGUUGGGGAGGGUGUGAUUUCCGUACAAGUGGGGCCGGUUGGGUUCAGGAAACAAACUAUUGAGCUCUGUGCCUUUUCGCGCUAUGUUGUUGAGAGGUCGGGUUCUGAUUAGGAUUUUACGUUGACCAAGAAAAUAACGCCAUGCUCGAAAUAUCCAAGAGUUUUUGAUGAACGAGGCGAAAUGUUCAAGGCUCCUUCCGGGAACGAUUUCUCAAUUCGGUAACGAUUGGCACGGCAAUCAGCGAACACGGUAAUACACGGUAAUAUGUGGGUGGUAAGGGUC